AAAAUGAGUUUCAGUCGAGCCAACUUUGAGCUCGACGAGUUCGAUGGAAUUAAGUUUGAGCUAAACUCGAGUUAUACAUGUAUACCAAAGAAGCAGAGAUCGAACGGAAAAUUUUAGAGCUCGACUCGAGUUCGCUUAUAAAUAAACGAUCCGCCAGAGCUCAAGCCCGCCAGGGCUCAGCUCAGCUUUGCAGCCGUGGCAUCUCUGUCAGCCUCCCGCAUCUCAUCAUUCCCUAUCGUUUUGCAGCAAUAGACGCCGAGCACUUUACCCAUUUCGACGAAGAGCUGUUCUUUAUUUUAUUUUUUUCCUGGAGCUCUUGCGCUCGAACUUCAGUUUCACAUUAUUUUUUGGUGGGGGGGCAUCGUUUACUUGAAUGGCGGUCAUGUUUGCUGUACAUGCUGAAAUUAGUGUCUCUAGUUUUGAAAGAAAUGGAAUUGUCACCGAAAAUUAUCCGUGGAAGCAAACUUCUCUAUGCAGGUCCUCAUUUUACCCGAGGCCUGUUCUCGUUCUUGAUUUGAAUGUAAGAAAGAUGAAGCGGAUUGGUACUUAUAGCUUAAGAGCACCUAACUGCAGAAAAAUGUAUGCUUUUUCAAAGGGAGAGUCGGCCAAGCAGUUGGUUGGUGGUGGAAUUCUUGAGAACAAAUUUGACUUCAAGCCAUCGUUUGAUGAGUAUUUGAAGGUUAUGGAGUCUGCUAGGACUGGUCGGGAGAAUAAGCAACGUCAUAAUUCAAAUAGAUACAGGUCAAAGAAUGGUAUAAUGGAAAGAGAGAGAGAGAAUGUGAAGUUGGGGAAGCUUGUAGAGCAUUCACAUCCAGAAAAGAGAAAUUUAGUCACUGAACAAAAUGAAAAUGCCGACGGAGGCACUGACGAAGUAGUUUUUGGCAGAAGUAGGGUUAAUUAUAGAGAGAGCGGUGGUCGAGGAUUGAAGGAUGUGAGGAAAAUGGAUCUGUGGAAGGGGUCUUCAGAGUUGGGUUGUGUGGGAAAAUUCCAAGGCUUGGUUCAAGAUGAAUUGGAGGGAAACGAAAGCAAUAUGGACAUGAAAAUGAACACAACCCAGGGAGGAGAGAGAACAAAGGGAAGAAGAACGAAGUACCAGAUUGGUAGUUUAGUGCCAGAGCUGAAGGACUUUAAAGAUCUAAGUGAACAAGAAAGGAGCGGACAACUUCAUGCUGCUGAAAAUACUGGCAGAAGGAUGAAUGUAGGUGGAGAACUUGGGCAUGAGAGGAGCCACGUUCAAGCUAAGACAAUCAUUGGUAGAAAAACUGCAUUGAAUAAUGGGAAUGCCUUGAGGAGCUAUGGGAAUUUCUUUGAGGAAGGUGACAAUAAUGAUGUGAAGAUGGAAAGAGCUGCUUUCAAGAAUUUUGAAGACUUCAAUGAUGUUGUGGACAAGCCACGAGUUUCACGUAUGGAUAUGGAGGAGAGAAUCCAGAAGCUAGCAAAGCGGUUGAAUGGUGCAGACAUCAACAUGCCUGAAUGGAUGUUCUCUAAGAUGAUGCGAAGUGCAAAAAUCAGAUUCUGUGAUCAUUCAAUCUUGAGGUGUAUCCAGAUACUGGGUAAACUUGGAAAUUGGAGACGGGUGCUACAAGUCAUUGAAUGGCUUCAAUUGCGAGAACGUUUCAAAUCUCACAGGACCAGAUACAUUUACACCUCGGCACUUGAUGUACUUGGAAAGGCAAGGAGACCUGUGGAAUCAUUGAAUGUAUUUUAUGCAAUGCAGCAACAUAUGUCUUCGUAUCCCGACCUAGUAGCUUAUCAUUGUAUUGCCGUUACUCUCGGACAAGCAGGGCAUAUGAAGGAACUUUUUGAUGUGAUUGAUUGCAUGCGAUCUCUGCCCAAGAAGAAAUACAAAAUGGAGAUACUUGAGAAGUGGGACCCGAGGUUGGAACCUGAUAUUGUUGUUUACAAUUCUGUUCUGAAUGCUUGUGUCAAGCGGAAGCAUUGGGAAGGAGCAUUUUGGGUAUUGGAGCAGUUGAAGCAACAAGGCCAACAGCCUUCCAGCUCAACAUAUGGACUUGUUAUGGAGGUAAUGUUUGCAUGUGGUAAAUACAACUUGGUUCAUGAGUUUUUUAGGAAGAUGCAGAAGUCCUCUAUUCCAAAUGCUUUGAAUUAUAAAGUUCUUGUUAACACUCUUUGGAGAGAAGGUAAAACGGAUGAGGCUGUAUUAGCUGUUCAAGACAUGCAGAGGCGGGGAAUAGUGGGUUCUGCUGCACUUUAUUAUGAUCUUGCUCGUUGUCUCUGCAGCGUGGGAAGAUGCCAAGAAGCACUAAUGCAGAUUGAGAAGAUGUGUGGAGUUGCAAAUAAGCCUCUAGUUGUGACGUACACUGGUUUAAUUCAAGCAUCUCUCGACUCUGGGAAUAUUCAAAAUGGGGCAUACAUCUUCAACGAAAUGCGUAAAUUUUGCCACCCAAACUUAGUAACAUUUAAUAUAAUGAUAAAAGCUUAUGUGGGGCAUGGGAUGUUUAAGGAAGCGAAAGAGCUGUUUCAGAAGAUGUUGGAUGAUGGCAAUCAUAUUAGGAGUACAUUUGAUUACAAGACUAGGGUUAUGCCAGAUAUAUAUUCAUUCAAUACCAUGUUGGAUGCCUGCAUUGCCGAAAAAAGGUGGGAUGAAUUUGAGUUUGUCUACAGAGUGAUGCUGAAUCAUGGGUACUACUUUAAUGCAAAACGUCAUCUUCGGAUGAUUUUGGAAGCUUCUAGAGCUGGAAAGGGAGAGCCACUGGAAAUAACUUGGACGCACUUAGUCCAGACAAACCAGAUUCUGCCACCAUCCCUUAUCAAAGAAAGGUUUUGCAUGAAACUGGGAAAAGGUGACUAUGCUGCUGCCAUCUCCUGUAUUACGGGCCAGACAACAAGUGCAUCGCAGGCAUUCUCCAAGACAGCAUUGCUGAAGCUAUUCAAGGAAAAUAUUCAACGGUUUCAGAAGGAUUCUCUUUAUUGUUUGAUACAUGAACUGAACACUCUCAUCGACAUAAAUGACCUGCCGAACCCAGUUCUUCUAAAUUUGUUCGCAUCAUUGACAAAUUUUCUGAGGACAAAUGGCUGAAAAAUAGGCCAUCCGAAAUGUAAGUAUUCUGUUCAGAUCAAUCAGAAAAUGCUCUAUUUUUUGACUAAA
This is a messenger RNA of Malania oleifera, 3109 nucleotides long. Its product is annotated as pentatricopeptide repeat-containing protein At1g30610, chloroplastic. The coding region runs from base 374 to 3040 and encodes 888 amino acids. NCBI's taxonomy places the organism in Eukaryota, Viridiplantae, Streptophyta, Magnoliopsida, Santalales, Ximeniaceae. Gene Ontology annotation, cellular component: chloroplast. Gene Ontology annotation, molecular function: protein binding. The record is from RefSeq and is a predicted model, not a curated record. Gene Ontology annotation, biological process: chloroplast organization. The transcript is spliced from 9 exons.